Manis javanica (Malayan pangolin) is the source of this 2601-nucleotide messenger RNA. It is a transcript of the gene SNAI2, whose product is annotated as snail family transcriptional repressor 2. NCBI's taxonomy places the organism in Eukaryota, Metazoa, Chordata, Mammalia, Pholidota, Manidae. Gene Ontology annotation, molecular function: RNA polymerase II cis-regulatory region sequence-specific DNA binding; DNA-binding transcription factor activity, RNA polymerase II-specific. Gene Ontology annotation, biological process: regulation of DNA-templated transcription. The record is from RefSeq and is a predicted model, not a curated record.
AUUGCUGGAAGGGUGACAUAAUUGCUGCCUUUCCACGCAGAAGUGCGCCCCCGGCUGCCCCGAGGCCCUAGACGAGGGCGCGACGGCUGGGAGCUGGGCACGCGCCCUCCGCGCGUGGACUCUGUCCUCAGCUUCCACCAUCCCUUUCCAGCGCCAGCUUGCAGUGAAUGCAUUGGCCGCUGUACCAGUGAAGCCUCACCAAGCGCCCCUUCCAAGCAGAAGCUGCCCUGUCCGGCGCCGGCGGGCACCGCGGACCCCUCCCGGCCGCCGCCCGGGGCUCUGGGCAGCGCGGGGCUCAGCGCCCCCGCCACUGGCGGGGCUGCGCGAGGAUAGUCACCUCUCUUGAAAAUGCUUAGGCACUUUUUUCCCCUCUCCACUGAAACCCCGAAGUACAGCCCAUUUUGAACCAGAAUAAUUUAGUCUGACAACAGAUUCUUCCUCUGUUCACAGCUGUCCCAGAGGGAGGAGCUGAAAUCUGAACCUCUCAGCCGUGAUUGGAUCCCUCCUGCAAAAGAGAGGAAAAAAACCCUCCCGGCCUGACCCGGCUCAGUUUGCUAGGAGCCGGGGACUCCGCGGCGCCGUCCGAGCCUCCGCACCUGCGCCGCCCGCGCGCCCGCCCGGCGCGGCCCUGCCCGCCGCCCGCCCGCCCGGCCCGGCCCUGCCCGCCGCCCGCCGGCCGCGAUGCUUUAGGGCCGCCGCCCGCCCGCCGGACCGUUAUCCGCGCCGCCGCCGCCCGCAAGAUGCCGCGCUCCUUCCUGGUCAAGAAGCAUUUCAACGCCUCCAAAAAGCCAAACUACAGCGAACUGGACACACACACAGUGAUCAUUUCCCCAUAUCUCUAUGAGAAUUACCCCAUGCCUGUCAUUCCACAACCAGAGGUCCUCAGCUCGGGAGCAUACAGCCCCAUUACCGUAUGGACUACAGCCGCCCCAUUCCACUCCCCACUGCCCAGCGGCCUCUCUCCUCUUUCUGGAUACCCCUCAUCCUUGGGGCGAGUGAGUCCCCCUCCUCCAUCUGACACCUCAUCCAAGGACCACAGCGGCUCAGAAAGCCCCAUUAGUGACGAAGAGGAAAGACUACAAUCCAAGCUUUCAGACCCCCAUGCCAUUGAAGCUGAAAAGUUUCAGUGCAAUUUAUGCAAUAAAACCUAUUCAACUUUUUCUGGGCUGGCCAAACAUAAGCAGCUGCACUGUGACGCCCAGUCUAGGAAAUCAUUCAGCUGUAAAUACUGUGACAAGGAGUAUGUGAGCCUGGGUGCCCUAAAGAUGCACAUUCGGACCCACACCUUACCUUGUGUCUGCAAGAUCUGUGGCAAGGCGUUUUCCAGACCCUGGUUACUUCAAGGACACAUUAGAACUCACACUGGGGAGAAGCCUUUUUCCUGCCCUCACUGCAACAGAGCUUUUGCAGACAGGUCCAAUCUGAGGGCUCAUCUGCAGACCCACUCUGAUGUAAAGAAAUACCAGUGCAAAAACUGCUCCAAAACCUUCUCCAGAAUGUCACUUCUGCACAAACAUGAGGAAUCUGGCUGCUGUGUAGCACACUGAGUUACGCAACCAAUGUUUACUCGAACAGAAUGCAUUUCUUCACUCCAACUCCAAAUGACAAAUAAAAGUCCAAAGGCAUUUUCUCUUGUGCUUACUGACCAAAUAAUAUGUACACACACACACACACACACACACACACACACACACACACACACACACACACUAAAAGCUGCAAGCACGGAAUCCAUGUGUUUAAAGUUAAUCCUUUCCAUGUGAAGUUUAAAAUUACUAUAUAUUUACUGACAGUUAGAUUGAGAGGAUAAAAGGCAAGGAUCAUUCUCUUCAAAGAUGAAGCGAAAAGCACAUUGCAUUCUUCUUAUGAAGAAAGAAUGCAGAGAUUUACAUUGCUGCCAAAUCAUUUCAACUGAAAAGAACAGUAUUGCUUUGUAAUAGAGUUUGUAAUAGUAUUUCCUAUAGGAAGAGAAUCUGCCAGACACUAUCUCAGGUGCCUUCUAGAGUAUUCCAAGUUUACUUCAUUAUGUGUCUGAUGUCUGGUUACCAUUGUUGGACUACAACUUUUUUGAUUACCUGUAAGGCUUUAAACUAUAUGUUUAAGAGGGAGAACAAAGAGCAAGAACAAAACACAGGAGACUGUAUUAAGAGUGUUACUUUUUUCUGUUUUUUUUUUUGUUGUUGUUGUUGUUUUUGCCAAUAACCAAUAUGUGCCUUGGGGGAGGAGUUAAAGACUAGCUUUGAACAUUCCUGGUGCACGCUCCAUGUCUUACUUUUGUAAAGAAUUUUUAAUGAUUUUUCUAAGAGUAAUUAAAGAUGGGAAUAGGUGCAAGAAAGGAUUCUCAGAAACUCUGUAAUGUACUUAAACUAUUUUAAAUGCAUACAACAGAUGCAAUCCGUACAGCACCCCUUCCAAGUGCCUUUUUAAUUAAUUGUAUAGUUUAUGAGUCAGUGUAAAUUUGUGUUUAUUUUUAUAUGAUUGAAUGAGUUUUGUAUGAAAGUGAAAUGUUGUCUAUAGCUAAUGCCUAUAAACAACCUGAAGACUUGUGAAAUCAAUGUUUCUUUUAUAAAAAACAAUUUUCAAGGUCUUUUUUACAAUAAA